Molecule: messenger RNA, 3341 nt
Organism: Labrus bergylta (ballan wrasse)
Lineage: Eukaryota; Metazoa; Chordata; Actinopteri; Labriformes; Labridae
Source: RefSeq, a predicted model, not a curated record
UCGCCGCCAUUUUCCUCAGAGCGGAAGGAGGAAGAGCAGAGGGAAAACAUUAAAGUGUUCCAGUGAAAAAUCCUCAUUAAAUAUAUAAUUUCUGUAAUGGAAGUCCCUGGACCAGACAGCGACUGGAGGAGCCCUCAGUUUCGACAAAAAGUCGUCGCUCAAAUUGAGGAGGCAAUGAGGAAGGCAGGAACGGCACACACUAAGUCGAGCAAUGACAUGGAGAACCAUGUUUAUGUCAAAGCCAAAUCCAGAGAGGAGUAUUUAUCGCUGGUGGCGAGGCUGAUCAUACACUUCAGAGACAUCCACAAGAAGACUCUUGGUGGUCCAGAUCCCAUGAAUGCCCUGACUAACCUGACAGGGGUUGGAGGGGGUCCGGGUGCCAUUGGCAUGGGGCCUCGCCCCACCGGUGCUCCAGUGGGUGGCAUGGGGGCCAUGGGGCAGAUGCAGAUAGGCCAGCAUGCCAUGGCAGGGGUGGCUGGAAACCCACAAUCCAGUGAGUGUGUUUCCUCCAUGUGGUGUGUGUCUUCUGUUAAAGCUGAUCUUUCGUUCCGGGGAUGCUGGCUGCGUUUAAACUGCAGAUUUUGGUGGACCGAGUCGGUCUUCCUUUCGGUCUUCGCUUCGGCACGUUGUGUGUCUGAUACUCCAGAGCUUUUAGGGGGUCCAGGACAGAUGCCGAUGCAGCAGAUGGUGCAGGCUCAGCAGCAGCAGCAGCAACAGCAGCAGCAGCAGCAGCAGUCGAUUCAGUUCCAGCAGUUCCAACAGGCCCAGCAGCAGCAGCAGCAGAACGCCAUGCAGCAGCAGCAGAACGCUGCCAUGCAGCAGCGGCAGUUCCAGGUGCAGCAGCAGCUGAGGGUGCAGCAGCUACAACAACAUCACAUCACCAAACACUGCUUCUUGUGUCUGCAGAUGCAUCAGACGACGAUUCAGCAGCAGCAGAUGGUGCAGCUGCAGCUCCAGCAGCAGCAUGCUCAGGCUCAGGCACAAGCCCAGGCUCAAGCUCAGGCUCAAGCUCAAGCUCAGGCUCAGGCUCAAGCUCAGGCUCAAGCUCAAGCUCAGGCUCAGGCUCAGGCUCAAGCUCAGGCUCAAGCUCAGUCCAUCCAACACAUGGUUCAGCAGCAACAACAGCAGGUUCAGAAUCAGGCUCAGCCUCAGCCCGGUCAGAUGCCUCCACACACUCAACAGCAGCAGCAGCAGCAGCAGCCCGGCAUGGUGCCUCAGUCUCUGGCCGGACAGAUGGCUUCCGCUCAGCACGUUCCCAUCAACUCGCUCAGUCAGCAGCAGCAGCAGCAGCAGCACCAGCUCAAGAUCCAGGCCUUCCAGACCCGAGCAGCCAUGCAGCAGCAGCAGCAGGUGCAGGCGCAGCAAGCGGCACAGCAGGCCGCGGCGCAGGCACAGCUCAACGCAGCUGCUGCAGCCGGCUCAGCUGUCCCGGGACAGUUGGUUCGUCCUGGGAUGAUUACCACCCGGAUGCCUCGAGCCCCCCUGAACCCCUCCAUCCCCCCUCAGAACGUUGCUGCUGCGGCCGCAGCUGCCGCCGCCGCCGCUGCCGCCGCCGCUGCAGGAGGACAGCAGAUGACACAGCAGGUGCAGCAGCAUUCCAUGAUGUCAUCGCCCUCACCUGUACAAGUCCAGACCCCACAGUCGAUGCCUCCCCCUCCCCAGCCGUCACCUCAGCCCCCCACCUCGCAGCCCAACUCAGCCAGCUCCGGUCCCACGCCGUCUCCGGGGGGUUUCCAGCCUAGUCCAUCGCCUCAGCCCUCACCGAGCCCCGCCAACAGUCGAACCCCCCAGAACUAUGGAGUCCCCUCCCCAGGGCCGCUCAAUACUCCAGGUAACCCGAGCUCGGUGAUGAGUCCGGCUGGACCCACGUCUCUGGAGGAUCAGCAGUACAUGGAGAAACUCAAACAGCUCUCCAAAUACAUCGAACCUCUGCGCAGGAUGAUCAACAAGAUCGACAAGAACGAAGACAGAAAAAAGGACCUGAGUAAGAUGAAGAGUCUGUUGAACAUCCUAACUGAUCCAAACACCAGGUGUCCUUUGAAGACGCUGCAGAAGUGUGAGAUCGCUCUGGAGAAGUUGAAGAACGACAUGGCCGUGCCGACGCCGCCUCCCCCUCCAGUUCCCACCAAGCAGCAGUAUCUGUGUCAGCCGCUGCUGGACGCCGUCAUGGCCAACAUCCGCUCUCCGGUCUUCAACCACUCUCUAUACAGGACCUUCGCCCCCGCCAUGACCACCAUCCAUGGACCCCCCAUCACGGGUCCCAUCGUCUCGGGCAGGAAGAGGAAACACGAGGACGACGAGAGGCAGACCAUCCCGAACAUCCUGCAGGGGGAGGUGGCUCGCCUCGACGUCAAAUUCCUCGUCAACCUUGAUCCUUCGUUCUGCAGCAACAACGGCACCGUGCACCUCGUAUGCAAGCUUGACGAUAAAAACCUCCCCAGUGUUCCUCCUCUGCAGCUCAGUGUUCCUGCAGAUUAUCCUGAUCAGAGUCCGUACUGGGCCGACGACGGGGAGCAGUAUGGUGCAAACGGCUUCCUGCAAACGGUCCACAAAAACAUGACGUCCAAACUGCUGCAGCUGCCUGACAAACACUCGGUGACGGAGCUGCUCAACACCUGGGCUCAGAGCGUCCGCCAGGCCUGCCUGUCUGCUGCAUGAAGCCCCGCCCACCUGAGGUCACCUGACAGCAUUGCUUUGACACAAAGACACUUUUUUUUUUUUUUAAAUGACGUAAACACUAAACGUCUGACCUUGGACAGGUUUCAUCAGUGAAGUGUUUAGGACAAACGGCUCCACCUGUUGACGGUUUUCAUUAACAUCAAGAAGCUGCUGUGUCCCACGCUCCUGAACGCUCCAUGAGCUCAACCUGCGGAUGUUAACAGAAUGACAUACCUGAUCAAAUCCCUGAUGCAUUCUGGGAAAAUUAAGACUAUUUGGCAUGAUGCUGAUGGAGCCCCCUCGCCUGUUUACACCUGCGUCAUAGAGUGUCCUUACGUCGACAUGUUUCUGCUGUAUUCAAAAGCCUUAUUGUGAAACAGCAGAUUUUAGCCGCUUACUUGUAUUUAAUUUGUUUCUGCAUCAACAGGAAACAAAAAAAGGGAAAAGAGUAACAGAACCGCAUGUAACAGCUGAACUCUCAAAUCUCCCGAUAUAUAUUCUGCUCCCCUGAAUGCAACACAGAAUGGUUUGUGUUUGUUUGAAUGAGUUUCUGUUUUUGUACCUCAGAGAGGAUCUGUCAUAAAGAACUUUAAGAAAUGUUUGUACACUUUGCUUUUCAAAGUGAAAAUAUAAAUGUAUUUUUUUGCUAUCAUAAUUAAACCUUUCAGUUUCAACUUUUUAAA